UGUCGUUACCAACAGUAAGCUUUCAUCUCUUCACCAAAAAUCAACCUUUAAAAAUGUACCUUCUCGCGGUGUUCUUGUUGUUGGUUGGCACAAAUGUCUGCCUGAUUGAAGGAAAUCUAGGCGGCGGCGGCGGAGAAGGAAACGAUUAUACAUAUGGGACACAAGCAACAACGGAUACUCUUAUUGCAAGUGAGACUGUAUCGAAACCCAAAAGUCUCCUGCAAACGACGACGAAAACCUAUACGUUAACACAGGCAGGAACUGCAAAAACAAUAAGCUACAUUAGAAUCACGGAUCUAAAGAAAGCCCGAGGUGCCACUGCCGAAAUCACAUCUGGAGGAGUGGGUGCUACGACAGUCACAAUCAAAUUUACUUCGGCUCGGGGAGCUGGUAUUAAGUCCCAAGUAGUGAUAUAUGGCGCUUAAAAUAAUAAUGAUUUUAAAACAAGUUUUUUCUUAAUAUAAAACGAUUUAGCGUUCAUCUGCUUCACAUUUAUAAAGUAAAAUAUUUGUAACCUUUUAAUUAUCCUUAAAUGGGCAAAAUAAAAUUAAUUUAAUUUA
This is a messenger RNA of Drosophila elegans, 560 nucleotides long. RefSeq lists its product as uncharacterized. The coding region runs from base 54 to 425 and encodes 123 amino acids. The transcript has a single exon. Lineage: Eukaryota; Metazoa; Arthropoda; Insecta; Diptera; Drosophilidae. The record is from RefSeq and is a predicted model, not a curated record.